Mytilus trossulus (common blue mussel) is the source of this 780-nucleotide messenger RNA. RefSeq names its product E3 ubiquitin-protein ligase TRIM71-like. The record is from RefSeq and is a predicted model, not a curated record. The transcript has a single exon. NCBI's taxonomy places the organism in Eukaryota, Metazoa, Mollusca, Bivalvia, Mytilida, Mytilidae. Gene Ontology annotation, molecular function: zinc ion binding. The coding region runs from base 1 to 780 and encodes 259 amino acids.
AUGGCUCAGGCUGCGUCUAAAACAUGUGAAAUUUGUGUGAGUGCCCCUGGAUCACAAUACUGCUUAGACUGUGAGCAAUACUAUUGUGAAAAUUGUAAGUCACUGCAUAAAAGGCAGAAGUUAUCGACAAACCAUCUGUUUCAACACGCCUCCAAACUUAUCCCGGAAGGUAAAUCUAGAUGUAGCCAACACAAAGAAGAAUUCAACCUAAUGUGUAAUACAUGCAAUGUACCGGUAUGUACAAGUUGUGUGACAGGAAAUCACAACGGUCAUAAAUUUUCUAAAUUGGUCGAUGUAAUUGCUCAAUUACGAGGGGAAAACGAAAAGCAAAUUCGGGACAAGACAAAUGAAGCAAAUAAAAAUAUAACGAAAAUUGUGGAUAGCUUGACAUCGUUUGAUAAUGCCGUAGAAUCUGUUAUAAAAGCUAUUACCGAUGAAAGUAACAAUAUUAAACACAUGGUUGAUAAAUCAGUAGCUCAGAUGAUUAUUUUAGUAAAGGAACAAUCAAUGAAGGAAAAAGAUAAACUAACCCAACUGUUAUCUGCUGCUAAAUCCGUACUUGUUGCUGGACAGAACUUAGAUAAGAGAAGACAGGAUCUAGAUAAAACAAGACCGGAUGAAACUAUGGUACAACAGAUCAACAAGAUGAAAGAAGAGAUCAACGGACUUCAUUUUGAAUCUCUUCCCGAGUUUCCAAAGAUAUCCUUCAAUAGCAAAGCUGUAACUGAGUAUGACAUUAGGCAACUAAUUGGUUCAUAUACUUUAACAUGUUUAAGGUAA